AUGAUGCUGGGCGGCAUGGACGGCAAGGAGUACGGGGCGCUGCACGCCGCAGCCGCCGCCGCGGGAUACGCUAUGGAUACAGACCCGAGUGCGGCGGGUAUGGGCAACCCUGGCAUGGCAGGCACAGGCACCCAGCAGUACGGAGAGGUGAACCAGCUCGGAGGAGUCUUCGUCAAUGGAAGACCACUACCCAACGCGGUACGACUGAGGAUAGUCGAACUGGCACAACUUGGAAUCAGGCCUUGCGACAUCAGCCGGCAGCUGCGAGUGUCACACGGCUGCGUCUCCAAGAUCCUGGCCCGCUACCACGAGACCGGCUCCAUCCUGCCAGGAGCCAUCGGCGGCUCCAAGCCCAGGGUCACCACACCUAAGGUGGUAUCAUACAUAAAGCAACUCAAAGCGAAGGACCCUGGCAUCUUCGCGUGGGAGAUCAGGGACCGGCUGCUGGCGGACGGCGUGUGCGACAAGUACAACGUGCCGUCGGUGUCCAGCAUCAGCCGCAUCCUGCGCAACAAGCUCGGCGGCGGCGCGCUGUACCCCGUGCCGCCGCUCUACCCUGUGCCGCCGCAGCGCUGCUGGCCGCUGCACCAGCCCUACGACUACUACGUCUACUUACAGGGUCGUCAGCACACAGCAGGCAACCCCCACGCACUGCCUCACCCCCAUCAGCAGCCACCUCCGCCCCACCAUGCGCACGCGCAUGCCCUCUGA
Spodoptera littoralis (African cotton leafworm) is the source of this 711-nucleotide messenger RNA. The record is from the annotation of a GenBank genome assembly. Lineage: Eukaryota; Metazoa; Arthropoda; Insecta; Lepidoptera; Noctuidae.